AUGGAGCUGCUGCCCCCCAGCAUCCCACACACCUGCAUGGCAGCCGUAGUCAUUGUCUGCACCAUGGGAGCCAUGGACGUCUACCUUGUGGAGCAGAGCGCUGGGGCCCGCCGGCUGGGUGUGUGCACGCUUGCACUGGCUGGGGACCUUUUCUUUCUCCUGGUGCUGCGCUACGCAACGGUGUGGCUGGGUGGCGAGGCGCGCCUGGCCCAGCGGGGGUAUGCAAUGGUGCUGUGGUUUCUCUUUGCCUUUGCCCUGGAGAUCAAACUCUACUUCAUCUACCAGCAUUAUGCGACGGAAGGGCAGGCUCCGGAUCCGCUGGCCCGGCACACCCUGACCCUCCUGCUCUCCAUCUGCAUCCCUGCUCUCUACACGGUGCUGGGAGCCACUGAACUGGUUGCCCAAGCCACUGCCAGCUUCCGCAAGAAAGAUGAGCUUCGCGGGCGCCUCUUCUGGGUGGUUUUGGACCUGCUGGAUGUGUUGGAGAUCCAAGCCAGCCUGUGGGAGCCGCAGCAGCGAGUGCUGCCCUUGUGGGCAGAGGGCCUGACGUUCUUCUACUGCUAUGGCCUCCUGCUGGUACUCCCUUGCGUGUCGCUGAGCGAGUUGGGUGUGCAGGGGCCCCACUGCGGCACACUCUACCCCCUGCUGAGCCUGGCGAGCGUGAAUGUGGCCACCAUCUUCAUCCGCGGGGGGCUGCUCCUCCUCUGCCACGACCAGCGCAUCUCCUCCAUCUUCAUGGGCAAAAACCUCCUGGCCAUUGCCUUGAAGAGCUGUGCUGUAUUACAGCACCACACAGGCACCCAGGCCGCAAGAGAAACACGCCACAGAUGUCCCACGUGCAACCAGUCCCUCGGACUCACCCGGGCCACAGGGGAGCAGCAACACAGACAUGUCCAAACCACAGCGGAAAUACACAGUGGGCAGGCCACAGCUGACCACAGUCAUGAAUAUGCUCAAACUGCAGCUGGCCAGCCCUGCAAACAUACUGCAAGCGACCAGCUACAUGAACAGGCCGAGGCCAAAGCCAGCCACAGAAAUGCCACAGUUGAAAUGCCCCUGAAACAGGCCCAGGCAACAGAUGAACAGUCCCACAGAAAUGCUCAAACCACAGGUAACCAGCUCCAUAGACACUGCUGCACCAAAGAAUCCAGCCACUACAGACACACCAUCCAACACUCGCCUAGAGAUCCAACCACCACCGUUCCCACCACUGCCAGAGCACUCAGAACAGGCCGCCGGGUGCAGCUCAAGUCUGUAUGGGAUGGUCCAUGA
This is a messenger RNA of Euleptes europaea (tarantolino), 1272 nucleotides long. Its product is annotated as transmembrane protein 121-like. The transcript has a single exon. The record is from RefSeq and is a predicted model, not a curated record. The coding region runs from base 1 to 1272 and encodes 423 amino acids. Lineage: Eukaryota; Metazoa; Chordata; Lepidosauria; Squamata; Sphaerodactylidae.